GCCGCUGUUCCAGAACGACGCCAUCCCAUAAAUCCGGGUGUGCGGCGCUCUCUGCGGUUUGUCACAUCAUGCCUCUGCCUCGACGCCGCUCUUCGUUCUUGGGACAACCGUCCUGUGAGCGCUCGGCCUCAUCCUCCUGUGGCCGUGUCACCUCGUCUGUCACUGGGGCGCCACGCGGCGUCUACGUGGGGUCCGCCCCUCUCAUGGGCGGGGCCUCCGGUCUGGGUACAAGGGCGCGUCGCGCUCUGGGAAUCAGCAGUGUCUUCCUGCAGGGCAUGAGGAGCGUUUCUGCACCCGUUGUGCCACGGGCUGGUGAACGGACGGCAGUCAGGGCGGCGGUGGUGGCGGAGCGGGCGGUCUUAACAGCUGAUGGAGUACAGGACAAAGUCCGCGCUCUGGAGCAGCUGAACCAGCAGCUUGAGGAGCAGAUCCGCCGCCUCGACCGCAAAGCGUCCAGCGCCGGCGCCUGGGCGCUCCGGAGGGACUGGGAGGACGUCUACAGACAGGUCAGUGAAGCCAUCCUGGACAACGCCCGGCUUAUGCUGCAGACGGAGAACGUUCAGGCCAACGCUGAGGACUUCAAGGACAGGUAUGAGAACGAGCAGCCGUUCAGGAAGGCGGUGGAGGAGGAGAUCAGCUCACUGUACAAAGUCAUUGACGACGCCAACCUGACGAAGGCGGAGCUUGAAGAGCAGAUGGAGAACAUGAGGGUGGAGCUACGCAGCCUGGAGCAAAACCAUGAGCAGGACGUACGUGUCCUCUACAGCCAGAUGUCGGGACGAGAGGUGGACGAACCCGACGCUCCCAUCGAAACCAGUCUGGACCAGAUCCUGGCCUACAUCCGGAACCACUGGGAGAAGGUGACGGAGAGGAACCGGGCUGAGACCGACAGCUACCUGGACUGUAAGGAGGCGCAGUGUGUGAGCAGCAGGCUGAGUCCAGAGGAGGAGCAGGUGGAGGCGCUGAAGGCCGAGUGCAGCGACGCCGGCGCUAAGAUCCAGAGUCUGCAGGCGGAGAUCGAGUCCAUGAGGGCGCUGAAGCGUGGUCUGGAGAACUCCCAGAGCGACGCCCGGCACUGGCAUGACAUGGAGCUACAGAACCUGGGCUCUGUGGUCGCUAAGCUGGAGGCGGAGCUUGGAGACAUCCGUGGAGAGAUUGAGCAGCAGCGACGUGACUAUGACACCCUGCUGAGCAACAAGCAACGGCUAGAGCAGGAGAUUGGAAUGUACCACGGAAUUCUGGACGGAGAGAACCGCUUCCAGCCUGCAGAACCGUCCUUUUCAGAUCUGCAGUCUCAACCUGAAGGAGAUGCUCCAGGAUCCUGGACCAACCCUCCAGGACCUGCUGGAUCCACCCCUGGAGAUCCAGGACCUGCUGGAUCCACCCCUGGAGGUCCAGGACCUGCAGGACCUGAGGGACAGUGAGCUUUUGGAGCCUCUGUGGACCUGACGUGGUUUGAACCUGUUGAGGUGAUGCUGUAAACCUGCAGCAGAGGUCCACCAGUACCCAUGAGCCUCUGCUGCUGUUGCUGUGGAGAAGACCGAGGUGUGGAUCUUUGCUGUAGAAGUAAACUCUACACCCGAUUGGUCCAACUGAAAAGAUCAGAAACCUGUCUGUUUGUCAGUUUUCUUCAGUGUCAGAGUAAAGACAAUAGAGGAAACACCCAAAGCAUUCUGGGAAAUCCAGAACAUCUGGUCAGGAGGAAAAACCACAUCUAAUUAAUCCUGCGUGGUGACCCCGCCCUGGGAAAGGUCAGGGUUUGUGCAUCAACAUCCAACCUGGUUUGGUCCAAGUUCACAUGUAGAGGUCUUGAGGAGGUCCCGGUCCCGGUCCCGGUCCAGCAAUGACGGAGGUCACCACUUUAGAGUAGGUUCAAGUCCUAAAAAAGGCCGAAGCCGGGGAGAGACGCUUGAACAUUUGGAGACUCUGCUGUGAUCGGUUCUUUCAUCAGUUUGUUCCUUGUUGACGGCGUCUCCGCAGAUCCAGGUCCACACAGGGUCCGACAGCCAAUGAGGUCUGAAAGGGUCCUGAACAUGGGUCUGACAGGACCUUGUACCAGAAAACCCAAUAAAUUCAUUGAGUUU
Molecule: messenger RNA, 2084 nt
Organism: Sphaeramia orbicularis (orbiculate cardinalfish)
Lineage: Eukaryota; Metazoa; Chordata; Actinopteri; Kurtiformes; Apogonidae
Product: phakinin-like
Biological process (GO): intermediate filament organization
Cellular component (GO): cytoskeleton; intermediate filament
Molecular function (GO): structural molecule activity
Source: RefSeq, a predicted model, not a curated record